AUGGCAUCAAACGUUGCCAGUCUUGCAACAGAAGGCCCGCCACCCGGUCAUCAGAAUUCCGUCUCUGCUACUACAGCCCCAUCCGACGACAUCGUGAGACUAACUAAACGACAACGCGAAUCCGAGUCCGUGUCACCGCGAUCUCGUGCCGCGCAGCUUUCCAAACCACCUGGCUCGCCCUCCAAGGUCGCCCGACUGUCUCUUGCGACGACCAUUCGACCUGCCGUGCCUCUCACAGGCGCUGCGGCUCUCGAAGACGAGCGUCGACGAAGGGUCGAGGAGCAGGCUCACAGUUCUUCCAUUAGCCCUGACCCGGCUCGUUCAGUACUUGAGUCCCUAAUGUCUGGUGUCGCUCAAGCGAUGAGCCGUCCUUCUGACACCAUUCAGCUUGCUCCGACCGCAAACAUGGAGCCUGCAACGAAAGCAGCGACCGAGCUCUCCAUGGCUACCGGGAAUGCUGCUCAUAUGGAUGACCAUGAUCGUGACGAAGGUAGUCCUCCUGCAAAUGCGAACGCGAAUUCAAACAAUGUACCGUCCGCCCCUGUUGCUGAGAGCCCCGCCCCGAUGGACUUGGAUUCCAAGAAAAAUGAUCAAGUCCAAGGUCACCAACUUAUGUCACCAGACGAGAGACCACAGUCUGGUUCAAUGUCGUAUCCUGGGUCUUUACAAACUGACGCAAACCUCUCUGAACCACUCAAUCGAGGCAUGAGCUUCCCAAUGCCGAGCCAGAUUCAGAGCUCACCCACAUCAUCUGGUGGCAAAAAACACAAGUGUCCGUAUUGCAGUACUGAGUUUACACGCCAUCAUAAUCUCAAGAGCCAUCUCUUGACUCAUAGCCAAGAAAAGCCAUAUGUCUGUACGGAGUGUCAAAUGCGAUUUCGCCGGCUUCAUGAUUUGAAACGACAUGGAAAACUCCAUACAGGAGAGAAACCACAUAUUUGUCCAAAGUGUGACCGGAAAUUUGCGCGUGGAGAUGCUCUGGCACGACAUAGCAAAGGAGCAGGAGGUUGUGCGGGUCGACGAGCUAGCAUGGGCAGCUUUGCUGACGGUGAUGAAUUGGACGGGACCAUAGGCGAAGGAGAUGACUCAACUAUGUCAGGAGUGGCCUAUGAUAGUGUGGAAGACGAAGAGCUCAGACGACAAAGUCUUCCGAGCAUGGGUGUACAACACUCGUCUGGUGACAACUAUGGCGCACACUCUCGUACAUAUCCUCCAGCAGGUCCUCGACCGUCAGCGAGCGGCCUCUAUCCACCGAAUGUGAAUCUAAGUCAGGCUGGCACGAUUAGCUCCACCAGUGUUCCCGACAGCAUGGCGAGCAGCCAUACGGCAAACACUAGCGUUUCCUCUAUUCCCGGCGGCCCUGGAGGCUCGGGAAUGUACUCACAGGCGGGUAUGACGGAGAGUCCGAAGCCUCUUAGCCCCGGGCUUCCAAGUCACGACUCUGCGAACUUGGCGAGACAACGGUCCCCUACUAUGACCCAACAAUAUCAACAGCAGCAAGUUGGCAGGCCGCCAUCGGACCUGCAGUCACCACACAGCAGCGGUCAGGCAAGGCCCAAACUACCAGGAUUGUCACAUCCAGGUUUUGUGGCACCAAAUUCAGGCACAUAUUCUCACGGUCGCACGCCGAGCGGUGCUCAACCUUCCGGCGAUAGUGGCAAUAUGUUUGCGCAAAGCGACCCUAGCGUUUGGGAAUAUAUCCGUCUGCUAGAGGACAAGAUCAAGUCUCUUUCAGACAAGGUUGUUUCACUUGACCAGGAGGUGGCUAGCCUGAGGAAACAACUUGACACUCGUGAAGGUGCUUCGACUACGUGA
Messenger RNA from Metarhizium robertsii ARSEF 23, 1815 nucleotides. Its product is annotated as zinc finger domain-containing protein. Gene Ontology annotation, molecular function: RNA polymerase II cis-regulatory region sequence-specific DNA binding; DNA-binding transcription factor activity, RNA polymerase II-specific. The transcript has a single exon. NCBI's taxonomy places the organism in Eukaryota, Fungi, Ascomycota, Sordariomycetes, Hypocreales, Clavicipitaceae. The record is from RefSeq and is a predicted model, not a curated record. Gene Ontology annotation, biological process: regulation of transcription by RNA polymerase II. The coding region runs from base 1 to 1815 and encodes 604 amino acids.